This is a messenger RNA of Fonticula alba, 2973 nucleotides long. RefSeq lists its product as hypothetical. Gene Ontology annotation, molecular function: ubiquitin binding. The coding region runs from base 113 to 2803 and encodes 896 amino acids. The transcript is spliced from 5 exons. The record is from RefSeq and is a predicted model, not a curated record. NCBI's taxonomy places the organism in Eukaryota, Rotosphaerida, Fonticulaceae.
CCCCAUUCCUCCCCUCCCCUAUCCUCGCUCCUUCGCUCAUUGUCGUGCCUUCCUUUUACCUCUCACCGCCGAUCCCCCCUUCUCCCCCCUUUCCCUGCGCCCAGACAGGAUCAUGUCUUUGCCGCCCAACUCCAAUCCGGCGUCUCCGGCCUCGGCGCCGGCGCAGUCACUUGAUCGAGAUCUGUUCCUCGAGUUCGAUCCCCUGUCGGAGCGACUGGAGGAUGUAUCUCUCACCUCUCCGGACGAUGGGGCAUCCGCGCCGGCCACCGGUGGCGGCCUAACCUCGACCGAUCCCUUCGCGGACAUGUCGUUUGCCGAGCACACCGGCUCCUCGGCCCCGGGCGAUCCUUUCGCCAGCAUGCCCAUCGCACAUACCCCCUCAUCGUAUGAGCCCCCGCCGCAUCUUCAAAGCCAGGCGCGGAUGCCUGGUCCUGCGGCGCAUCACCACGACUCGCGCGGUCCCUACUACCAGGGCCCUGGAGCGUAUGGCGCCUACAGCCAGCCGGGGCCGGAUGCUCGUGCUACACCCUCCUCUCCUCCCUCUGGCCACCAGCCCCAGCCCCAGCCCCAGGCCCAGCCGCAGCCGCUGCCGCAGUCAUCGGCGGCGGUGGCACCUGCCUCGGCUGGCACCCCAGCCGGUGCUGUCUCAGUGCCCGAUGUGGCGGCCAGUCCCUCGACACCGGCAGCCGCAACCGCAGCCGCAGCCACUGCCCCGGCUCCCACAUGGACCUCUCCCCACAUGGCGCCUGCCUCUCCCUUGGGCGGCUACCCGAGCACCAGCUAUCACCCGAUGCCCGGAUUUGGUGGCUACCAUCCCAGUGGCAUGGCUCCGGCUCCGGCUUUCCAUGGUGGCUACCCGGCAUAUGGCAGCCCUGGGAUGGCCCCCGCCCGGUCGAGGCCUCAUGCCGCUCCCACGGUCCCGACUCCGAGCUCCAAUGGUGGCGUACUCACCAAUGUUGAUACCGACAAGGCGCUGAUGAACUGCAAAGUGGAGAUCUUCCAACGGCGCCGCCGUCGCCAGCCUCUCCAGUGUGUGCUGAUGCUGUCCAGUCCGCUGGUUCUGACUGCUGUCUCCUUCGGGUCUGAGGGCGAUGGCCAGUCGAAUGUCGUGCUGCUGAUGGACGCCCAGAACUCGCAGCUCUUCCGGCAUCGGGAUGACCCCCAGGUCAUCGGGCUUCGGUCGCACGCGUCCUUCAUCCAUCGGGCCCCGCUGCGCCUCUUCCGUGAGGACUCCGAGACGGUCAUGGUGGAGAUUCGCUUCGACCUGGAGGAGGACCUCACGCACUUCAUUGAGCUGUUCAAUGCCAUCAACGACGAGCUGACUGCAACCAAUGCCUCGCUGUACCAGCAGUACAUGGCCAAUUCCCAGCUGCAGCAUCAGUAUGCCGGCGCUGGCGCGCAGCAGCAGCGCCUGAUGACUCCGGCAUCUGUCGCCCUGCCAGAGGGCUUCCUCGAAAGCCGUGAGGAGAUCAUCCUGAACCGUGCCCUUUCGGCCCUCGAAGUGAAGACCAUGCUGCCAGACUACUCGAUCAAGCAAAUUGUCACGGCUCUCUACCACAAUGGGAAUAACCCGGACCAGGCCGUGGAGAAUCUUCUUAGCUCCGAGCCGGAGCCCGAGCCUCCUGCCGAGCCUGCCGCCGAGCCUGCUGCCGAGCCUACCACUGGGCCUGUCACCGAGUCCGAUGUCUCAGGCACCGAGCCUGCUGCCUUGGUUGAGGUCGGUGACUCCAAUGGACCGAGCUCGACGUCGGCUCCGGCUCCGGCUCCGGCGCCGGCGCCGGCGCCGGCCGAGGCCGUCAUCGCGCCUGGUGCCAUUGAUCGCCAGCGCUUGGUCCAGUCCGGCAUGGUGACCGAGGAGGCACUGGCCGAUCUGGAUGAAGAUACACUGCAGACCCUGAUGGCCAUUCUGGCGUCUGAUAUGGCUGAGGAUGCCGCCGAGCAGUCAGCCACGGCACAGGAGCCGGCAAGGCCCGCUGACGAUGAUUCUCUCCUCCCCCGAGCCAUGGAGAUUUCGAAACAAAUUGAAAUCGACGAAUAUCGGCGUCUGGCUGCCGCGAGCCACAGCCACAUGGGGCAUGGCCCUGGCGCCCAUGGUCGGGGGCCUCUUCCGCCCGGAGCUGUGCCCAACUUCUCGUCGUCUCUCUCCAUGGUGUCUGAGCAUCGGCUUCCGGCUGCACCUGCCCAGCCUGCCUCCCGGCCCUCGCGUAACACCUACGAGUAUGAUUCCGAUGACGAUGAAGAUGAUGCCCUGGACAAGUUUGUUGACAACGUGUCUGGGUUCUUCUCACACUCUCUGGGCAAGCUGAAGACCAUGAUGCGCCGGCCGGAGAACGAGCACGGCGGGACAGCGGCCCAGCCGUCGGUUGAGUCGGACGGAAUCUUUGACCUGGAUCAGGAUGGUCACUCGGGCACUGCUUCGGCCGCGACCUUCCGCCAGCAGGGUGCCCGUCAGCCGGCGACAAUUUCGGCCUCGACUUCGACAUCACCCUCGGUAACUGGCACCAGUAGCAUUUGGUCACGCUCAACGGGGACAAGCCGCGUCACUAGCCCCCGACAGGACGUCCAGGUGGAGAUGCAGGAGCUUAGAUCGCCCUCGGCCAAUGCGCAGGAUGCUGGCUCUGCUGCCACCAAUGUGCCUGUGACGGCCGCCAACCCGCAGGCCGGUCGCCUGAAUCAGCUGUCGCUCUUCUCCUCGUCCGACAUCACCAACACCUCCUACAAUCACCACGACUACCAUUCCUCCUUCCAGGACGAUGAAGAUGACGAUGAGGAUGCUGGCGAUACGGCGCGCCUCCUCCGGUGAGGCUGCAGAUCUGUUCCUCACUGGGAGUCGGGAUGAAGAGGCGCGAGAAUCGGAGUCACUCAAUGGGGUAGGACCAGGGGAGGACACAUGGACCGAGGCAUCACACGGAGAGCAUCUCUCUUGGUUGUCUUCCUUUGUCGUCCCUUCUCCUCCUCCCCCUCCUCCUCCCC